Messenger RNA from Strongylus vulgaris, 648 nucleotides. NCBI's taxonomy places the organism in Eukaryota, Metazoa, Nematoda, Chromadorea, Rhabditida, Strongylidae. The record is from the annotation of a GenBank genome assembly.
AUGACGUCCCGUGUUCCUGAAGUACACAAUGCUAUUAACAAUCGCCUGCGUAACAUCGAUCCGUUAUGGCUAGUACUUGGUGCUAUAAGUGGAACAAUCGUUUAUAUGAAGGUGGUUCGACUUUAUAGACGAAGCGAGGAGCCGCUGAUAAAACGCCUAUCUGCUUACGCAUUUUCUCAACUUCGUCGCUUGCCAAUGGUGAAAGCUAAGAUUGAGAAAGAAUUAUAUGGUGCCAAAAGAGAAAUACUUGAGACAAUCCACAAAGAUGACAGUGAUAGAGUAUUUAUAACAGGUGCUGUUUUAAGCGUAUCUUUUCGUUGGCAUGAAUUGCCGAAGGAAGGACUUCUUGCGGGAUCGGUGCUUGAACUUGCUAAAAAAUAUGAAAUGUACGGCAGAUUCGCCAUCAACGAAGGUCGUGUUUCGGGUGCAGUUUAUACCGAUAGAUUACCGGCGCACAUUGACUUGUUGGCAAAGACUUUUAAUAUCACAAUUGGUGCUCAGGUAUAUAGCAUGUACGCCUUCUCUAAUCCUCUCCAUCCAGAUGUGUUUCCGGGAGCGCGAAAAAUGGAAGCAGAAACGAUCCGCAUGGUUCUCAACUUAUACAAUGCUCCACCAGAUAGCUCUGGAAGUCUUACAACGGGUGGUACU